Microthlaspi erraticum is the source of this 2778-nucleotide messenger RNA. Lineage: Eukaryota; Viridiplantae; Streptophyta; Magnoliopsida; Brassicales; Brassicaceae. The record is from the annotation of a GenBank genome assembly.
AUGGUUAAGAAGCAAGAAGAAAUGAAUGAGUGUGGUGCUGCUCUCAAUGGUGGAAAUGGCAAAGUGGGGACUUCUUCAGUGUCACCACCACAAGAGAAAGGAAGGAAGAACAAGAGAAAGUUAGCUGAUCCUUCUCAGCAAAACGCUGCUUCUUCCUUGACUGAAUUCCCUCGGUACGAGCUGCAUUCACUGAAAUUCCCAAACCCUUUGAGUGAAAACGACUCGACGAGAGCGGAAGAGUCCGAUUCCAUAGGUUGGGAUGAUCCGUUUGCAUGUCAGCUCGAAGAGCUAUUAUCAUCGAAUCUGCUCAACCUCUACCGCAGUGCAAUGAAUCAGAUUGUGGAUUGUGGUUAUAGAGAGGAUGUUGUUCUCAAAGCUAUCUCGGGCAGUAGGCUUUACUGCGGGGGAAAGGACCUCGUGGCGAACAUUGUCAAUGAUUCGUUGAGCUUUUUGAGUAAUGGGAAAAAAGGUUUGGCUUUGAGAGAAACUGUGUUUGAGGAUUUACAACAGCUUGUUGCGUAUACGUUGGUGGAGAAGAUCAGUCUUGUUAGAGAGGUUAGGCCUUCCCUUUCACCGGUUGAAGCAAUGUGGAGGCUGUUGAUGUGUGACUUGAAUGUUUUGCAAGCAUUUGAGGUGGAAGGAGAUGGACUGGAGGGCUCUUCUUCAGCUUUCAGUACAAGCAAAUCUUCUGAGUCUGCAGGAGCUGAGAGCAAUCCUCCAAAAUCUAGUGACUCGGAUAAUCCGAAGCCGCAACCAUCCAAUACUCAAGGCAAUCAGAGUGAGGCAGUCAAAUUUGGGAACUUCCCGAAUUCAACCAACUCAAAAUGUUCUCAUGGUAGCGGAGCAACACCAGGGAAAGAGGUAUUUUCUGUUAACAAUGCUUCUGGUGAAGGCACUAAAACUACAUCCCUGACUUCUGUUUCUGAUGAAAAAUUAGUAUCUUGUCGAAAAGUCCGAAGCAAGAAAGAUAUGACCAUGCUUCGGCAGAAGUCAUGCGUGGAGAAGCUUAGAAAUUAUAGCAAAGGUGGUGGAUAUAAGACGGCAAAGUUCGCUUCAGUCGGUGGUUUCCUUGUGGAGAAGAGAAGCAAAGCGGCUAAUGAUUUGGCAAGAAACUCUUCAUCAAAAGUAAAAUCAGAGGCUGCGAAAGCUCCUGUGGCCGAGAGUAACGGUACUAAGUCAUGUGUUCUUGCUUUACCUGCUGUUAAAGCUUCAGCACCAUUACCUUCAGAAAAGAAGUGUGGUUCUGAGUCUGAAGAAAAGGCUUCUGUGUCCACAAAGCCAGCACCUGACUACUAUGCUGCGAUCCCGUAUGAUGCAACUCUGGGUAUAUAUGUUCCCCGGAGCAAGAGAGAUGAGUUGAUUCUGAAGCUAGUCCCCCGAAUGAAAGAUCUGCAGAAUGAAAUGCAGGUUUGGACUGACUGGGCUAAUCAGAAAGUAAAGCAGGCUACUGUUAGGCUUCUUAAGGACCAACCAGAGCUUAAGGCACUAAGGAAAGAGAAAGAAGAGGCAGAAGAGUUUAGGAAAGAGAAGCAGUUAUUGGAAGAGAACAGUAUGAAAAGGCGGUCUGAGAUGGAGCUCGCGUUGCAGAACGCAACGAACCAGGUCGAGAAAGCUAACAACACAGUUCGCAGGCUCCAGUUGGAACAGGCGCUGUUAAAGAAAGAAAGGUUUGAUGCUAAUUUAGGAGCUGCCGAAGCCGCUGAGAGCUGUAUAAAAGCAAAGGAGAGAGCGCAAAGAGCGCUGAAGAAAACUCAGUCGUUUGAAGGACAAAAGGUUUUGUUGCAGGAAGAGCUCAAGAGUCAAAGGGACAAGGUGGCAGAGCUGCAGCAAGAAGUUGCCAAGGCCAAAAAGCGCCAUAACCAAAUUGAGGCUACUUGGAAACAAGAAAAGGCAGCGAAAGGGAAACUCACUGCUCAAGCGGCUGCAUUAAACAAAGAGAGAGAGAAACUGGAAGAAGUUGGAAAAGCAGAAGAAGAGCGGAUCAAAACAAAAGCAGAGAACGAUGUGAAAUACUACACUGAGAACAUCAAAAGACUCGAGAGCGAAAUCUCGAAGCUGAAACUCAAAUCAGAUUGCUUGAAGAUAGCUGCAUUGAAGAAAGGCAUCGACGGAAGCAAAGGUGGUAACAAGAGCGGAAUGACUCAUAACACCGCAACAAAGGAGAACCUGAUGAUGGCAGUAGCAAGCGUGUGGGAGAAUCAUAACGGGACAGAGGCGAAAAUCAAAAGGGAGAGGGAAUGUGUCAUGUGUUUGUCUGAAGAGAUGAGUGUGAUUUUCUUGCCUUGUGCUCAUCAGGUUCUUUGCUCUAAAUGCAAUCAGCUUCAUGAGAAGGAGGCCAUGGAGGAUUGUCCGUCUUGCCGGGCCAAAAUCCAGAGGAGAAUUCAGGCUCGUUUCGCUCGCGGACCAAUCUUUCUUACCUACUUGGAGUAUUCUGAUUAUGUUCCUAAAGAGUAUCCACUUGUGAAUCUCAACUCCCUAGUGGAAGCUAAGCUGGAUCUUCAGGUGGACGAAGAUACUUUAUGGGUUGAGGAACAUGAAGACAAUUUUGAUCCAAUGAAUCUGAUUAAUGGGCUUAAAAAUGCGGAGAUCUUGGACUUAACCAUUGAUACUAUGGAGACAGCGAUUUCGCCAUCGUCGGGUCGAUUGAUGUUGGAAGCCAUCAUCUACUUGGACCCAAAGAUCAAGAGGGAUCUGAGAGCUCUUGAACGUAACCAUCUUACUGUGGACGGUGCUGAUGAUGUUGACAUCCGCCACAUGUUGAAUUUCAAUGCUCCAUGA